GGCUCAGCGUGGGUGUUCUCUGCCGUGGCUGGCCCAGCUGGGCUGAGUGCUUGCACGACCGGCUGACGGAGUUGCUAACGCCCGAGCUUGGCAGAACUUUUUUCUGGUAGCCACUUUCACCGGUUUCCGGGUUGCAUUAGUGUCCUUCACCGACCCCUAAGAUGACGACGAAUAGAAGUGGAGCAUGGCGGACACCUCCUAGCUCAAAGAGAGUCUGUACCCUCCAACAAUUUCAUGCCGUCAUAUGGAUCACAGUUUUGGGAACAACAUGCGCCCCUGCUUUUGGUGAAGCGGUCAAGACGCACGCUGUCGAAAAAACUGAGCAAGACGAGAAACUGCAUAAUUCUCUGGAAGUUCCUCUUCGAGCUGUCGGUAGUUCGCUGGGUAGUGACCAUGUCGCAGAACUGGUUGAAGUAAAUGGACGCCUUGAUAAUAUUGCCAACGACGUCGAAUUAUCAAAUACAGAACUGGCGGUCAGCGAUGAUGUAAUUGACGAAAACGGUGAUGACACCAGUGAGCGUGGCCUUGUCAAGAAACUGAAGAAAUGGAAGAAGAAAGCGAGUCAUGCCCUCGGUGAUACCGCAAAGGCUAUUGGCAUCAGUAAGAUGGUGGGAGCUGCUGCAGGGGCAAUAGGAUAAUACGUGUGUCCGCUUAGUGGUACUAAACAUACUAGCAUCCUUAAGGAGCCGGAGCAUCUACUUUGCGCAUGACUUACCAAUAACAGCAAUUGCAAAACCACCUAUAAUAAACAAAUAUUGUUGUAU
Rhipicephalus microplus (southern cattle tick) is the source of this 764-nucleotide messenger RNA. RefSeq lists its product as uncharacterized. The record is from RefSeq and is a predicted model, not a curated record. Lineage: Eukaryota; Metazoa; Arthropoda; Arachnida; Ixodida; Ixodidae.